Messenger RNA from Cuculus canorus (common cuckoo), 1497 nucleotides. RefSeq names its product galactose-3-O-sulfotransferase 4 (gene GAL3ST4). The record is from RefSeq and is a predicted model, not a curated record. Gene Ontology annotation, cellular component: membrane. Gene Ontology annotation, biological process: glycolipid biosynthetic process. Gene Ontology annotation, molecular function: galactosylceramide sulfotransferase activity. Bases 223 to 1407 code for a protein of 394 amino acids. The transcript is spliced from 4 exons. NCBI's taxonomy places the organism in Eukaryota, Metazoa, Chordata, Aves, Cuculiformes, Cuculidae.
CCUUUUCCCGGGACCCCCUCCUUUCCCGGGACACCCCCCCCCCUUUCCGGGGACACCACUCCUUCCCGGGACACCACUCUUUCCCGGGACACUCCCUCCUUUCCCGGGACACCCCCCCCUUUCCGUUUCGGGGCACCGGACACCGGGACACCCCCUCCCCGGGAUGCGGCCGGGCUGAGCGAGCCUGUCCCCCGAGGAGGUGACCCCGUGUCCCCCCGGACGAUGCAGCUCCCGUCCCCCCGUUGGCGGCUGUCGGCACUGGGGGCGGCGUUGGGGGUCUGCGUCACCAUCGGCUUCGCCGUCCAGCUCCUGCGGGGGCCCUUCCAGCGCAGGUUCCCCCCGCGCCCCCCGCGCCCCCCGCCGUGUCAGCCCCACACGCACCUGGUGUUCCUCAAGACCCACAAGACGGGGGGCAGCAGUGUGGUCAACCUCCUGCACCGCUUCGGCGAGACGCGGGGGCUGCGCUUCGCGCUCCCCCAUCGCUACCAGUUCGGGUACCCCAACACUUUCCGAGCCGAGAGGGUGAAGGGCUACAGCCCGGGGGGGACCCCCUUCGACAUCAUCUGCCACCACAUGCGCUUCAACCUCACCGAGGUGCAGAAGGUGAUGCCCAACGACAGCUUCUACUUCUCCAUCGUGCGGGACCCCGGCACGUUGGGCGAGUCGGCCUUCGCCUACUACCGCGCCGUGGCGCCGGCCUUCCGCCGAGCCCCGUCUCUCGCCGCCUUCUUGGCGUCGCCGGAGCGGUUCUACCAACCCGGAGCUCGCGGUAACCACUACGCCCGUAACCUCCAAUGGUUCGACUUCGGUUUGCCGCCGUCGGCGUCGGGCUCGGCGGUGGCGUCGGCGUUGGCGAGCGUCGAGCGCGUCUUCGCUUUGGUGUUGUUGGCCGAGCACUUCGACGAGUCGCUGGUCCUUCUUCGCGAUGCUUUGUGUUGGCCCGAGGACGCCGUGGCCGCCUUCGCGCACAACGGCCGCCUGGCCGAGGCGGCGGGGCCGCGGGUGUCGCCGGCGCAGGCCGCGCGCUUGCGGGCGUGGAACGGCCUCGAUUGGGCGCUCUACACCCACCUCAACCGCUCCUUCUGGCGCCGCGCCGAAGCCUUCGGUGCCGCCCGCCUGCGCCGCGAGGUCGCCCGCCUGCGCCAACGCCGCGACGGCCUGGCGCGACGCUGCCUGCGCGGCGGCGGCCCUCUGCCCGCCCGCGCCAUCGCCGACGGGCGCCUGCGGCCCUUCCAGCCGCCGGGGCGGGCGCAGAUCGCCGGCUACGCCCUCCGCACGGGGCUGCCGCCCGCCGACGCCGAGCGCUGCGCCCGCCUCGCCACCCCCGAGCUGCAGUACAAGGACAUCUUGGACCGGCGGCAGUUCGGCGCGGCCGCGGGCAACGGCUCCGUGCCGCCCGCGGGGUGACGGCAACCUUCCCACUCCACCCCAGACCCUCCUACGGUACCGCUUUGUGCCUCAGUUUACUGGCACUGAGUUAAUAGGCUCGCGCUCUGA